Penicillium taxi is the source of this 9933-nucleotide messenger RNA. It is a transcript of the gene ftmA, whose product is annotated as nonribosomal peptide synthetase ftmA. Gene Ontology annotation, molecular function: catalytic activity; phosphopantetheine binding. Gene Ontology annotation, cellular component: cytoplasm. Lineage: Eukaryota; Fungi; Ascomycota; Eurotiomycetes; Eurotiales; Aspergillaceae. The coding region runs from base 1 to 9933 and encodes 3310 amino acids. The record is from RefSeq and is a predicted model, not a curated record. The transcript has a single exon. Gene Ontology annotation, biological process: secondary metabolite biosynthetic process; amino acid activation for nonribosomal peptide biosynthetic process.
AUGAUUUUGGAGGUCGAUGGGCUGGUCAUGAGCCUGGGCUACUGGGCAACAAAAGUCGGUAGCCUCCAGGCAAGGAGCAUGGUAGCCGCUGUAAGCAGAGUCAUUAAUGCUCUGUUAGAGCAACCAUUGAUUGCCAUAGGGAAUCUCGACCUGUGUGAUGAAGAUGACAUUGAUAUUCUUCAGAAGUGGAACAAUUUUGAAAAUACACUGCAAGAAGAGUGUGUUCAUGACCUGAUGUCCAAGCAGGCUGUGGAGAAUCCCAACAGUGUGGCCGUUGAUGCCUGGGAUGGCCAGUUUACUUACCAUGACUUGGACCGUCUCUCGUCAAAUCUGGCAGUCCAUUUACAGGGAAUGGGUAUCAUUCCUGAGACCUAUGUGGCUUUAUGCUUUGAAAAAUCAAAGUGGCUUGUUGUUUCCCUACUUGCUGUUAUCAAGGCUGGAGCGGCAUAUGUUGUGAUUGAGCCAUAUUAUCCCCUUAAGCGCAUGACAGAGAUCUGCAUCCAACUUCAAAUUAAUGUUCUUCUGGCCAGCCCAGAUUUACUCCAUACGGCAAGCAAGCUAUCUGAUCGGGUCUUGGUCGUCAAAGAGGGUUCCGAAUACUUACAUGACGACCGCAACGGUGAGGAGCAAAAAGCAGAGAUGUCCACUAGCAACCCCCAUAAUGCACUCUACGUUGUGUUUUCCUCCGGAUCUACCGGCAAUCCAAAGGGAAUUGUAGUAGAACAUUCUGCAUUCGUUAGCUGGGGUAUGAUGCUAAGACAAGCAAUUUUCUUGGAUAGCCAAUCUCGGGUGCUUCAAUUUUCGAGUUUUGCCUUUCUUAUAGCUCAUCGCGAUGUGCUGCUCACCCUCAUGCUUGGAGGCUGUGUCUGCAUGCCGUCUGAGUCACAGCGCCUCAACCAUCUCGAGACAUUCAUGACCGAAUACCAGGUCAACUGGGCCAACCUCACACCUUCAGUGGCUGCGUUACUCGACCCGGAAAUGACACCUACCCUCGAGACCUUGCUUCUCACCAGUGAACCGAUGUCUCUUUCUAGCCUUACUACGUGGGAAGGCCGAGUAAACCUCAUGUUUGCGUAUGGUCAGGGGGAGAGUGUCAGUCUCUGCUGUGUGAGGCACAACCCAACAGUCGGUUCUGACCGUAAGAAUGUUGGUCAUAGGAUCGGCAGAUCAGUCUGGCUCGUUGAUCCCGAUGACCAUGAUAAGCUGGUCCCCGUGGGGGCUGUUGGAGAGUUAGUCAUUGAAGGGCCUGUACUGGCUCGUGGAUAUCUUGAUGCUGAGAGAACGGCACUCGCGUUUCUAAGUAAUGCGGCGUGGGUACGAAGGCUCAAGCCAGGCCAGAGAGGGCGGCUCUACAAGACGGGAGAUUUGGCACAGUUUACCGAUGAUGGAUCAGUCCGAUAUCUCAGUCGAAAGGAUAACUCGACCAAGCUCUACGGACAGCGACUGGACAUGGAUGAGGUGGUACGCCAUAUUCAGGGCUGUCUAGCAGGACUGUCCGACACGACAGUUCGCGAUGUGGUGGUAGACCUAUGCCACCCACCCAACUCCAAUGACAUCAAACUAGUGGCCUUUCUUGGAUUCAGCCGCACCUCGCCGAAUACAAGCGGUAAUGUUCUCUUGGGUCCAUUGGACCGAGCCUCCGCCUACCUCCAGCAAAUAAAGUCCCGCUUGGCUGGCCUCGUUCCUCGUUACAUGGUUCCAGCUCUUGUCGUCACGGUCUCCCGCAUACCACUCAACCUGUCCGGUAAAACCGAUCGCCGACGGCUGCGCGAGCUUCUUUCUCGUAUGACGCCUUCUGAGUUGAAUUUAUCCAUGGGAUCCAAUGUCAGCCAUGAAGCCCCAUGUACCGACCAGGAGCGGAGCCUGUGUUCACUUUGGUCACAGACCUUGAAGGUUGCUGAAUCGAGCAUCGGAAGACAUGACGACUUUUUCCAGCGGGGAGGUAACUCUCUGGCAGUGAUGAAGCUAGUCUCAGCCGCACAUGCGGCUGGUCUUUCUUUGACAUUCGGUGAUGUUUUUGCAAACCCAUUGUUACUCGAUCAAGCAAACCUGAUGGUCUCGGGGCAGGAUCAGGAACAGCGAAAUUACAAUUGUGCUCCGUUUGAAUUGAUCACAAAAAGUCGGAAGCAUGCUGUUCUUGUAGUGGCAGCCAGGGAAUGCGCAUUAUCAGAGUCACAGAUUGAGGACAUUUACCCAGCGACACCAAUUCAGGAGGGCCUCAUCGCACUUAACGCUCUACGGCCGGGUUCAUAUGUGUCGCAGCGAGUCUACAAAAUUGAAAGCGACGGCUUUAGUGUGUCCAGGUUCAAAGCAGCUUGGAAUGCCACUUUGGAUGCGAAUCCAUCCCUGCGAACCCGUUUCAUACGGUGCUCUGAUGACGGCUCAACUUAUCAGGUCGUUGUUCGUACCGACUUUAAGCUUGACUCUGACAAUGACUUGGAAAAUCAUCUGGCACAGGACAGGGCCAGUCCAAUGAAUCUAGGAUCACCACUGGUACGGCUGUGCCUCAUUGCCAGCCCCAGAGGAGAGGCAAACCUUUGUGUUGUCACGAUGCAUCACUGCAUAUACGAUGCCUGGUCCAUGUCCGUGCUGUUGGAACAAGUUCAUGCCGUGUAUCAUGGAAACGUUUUGGCCCCACAGCCCUUCAGCGGGUUCGUCAAAUAUGUUCAACAAUCGAACGAGAAUGCAUCAGAAUAUUGGAGAACCGAGAUGGCUGAUGUGCAGGCCGAACAAUUUCCAGCCUUGCCUUCUACAACACAUUACCUGAGCACCACAGAAUCUGAGACCUUGGAUAUUCCCCUGCCUCCAAGCAACGCAACAGCAAAUAUUACACUCUCUACUCGUCUCCAGCUAGCAUGGGCAGUCACUUUGGCCAACUACACCCGCCUCGACGAUGUGGUAUUCGGGUUGACGGUUUCCGGAAGAGGAUCCCCAGUGCCAGGGAUUGACAAGAUGGCUGGGCCUACAAUCGCAACAUUUCCUUUGCGGGUUCAGUUGAGGUCAGACUCAUCAAUCAACGAGGAGCUUCAGGCGUUGCAGAGCCGUGUAAUUUCAACAAUGCCAUUUGGUCAUUUCGGCAUGCAGAAUCUCAGUCGGGUUGGGGACGACGCUGCCAGAGCAUGCAGGUUUCAGAGUCUUCUGGUUAUCCAGCAGAGCCAGUCCACAUCCGAAAGGUCUGGGAUCCUCCGCAGCAUUGAGGGUCUUGGGAUUGCUGCACAGGCAACCUGGGAUACAUAUGCAUUAACAGUCCUGUGUACUCCUGCUGACGAUGACAUGAUUCAUCUGGAGGCUGUUUACGACGCAGCUGUAGUACCCAAGCCUCAGGUACAACGGACACUACAGGUCUUUGCCCAUGUCCUGAGCCAGAUAGCCUUGUUCCCAGACAGAAAAGUGGGUGGUAUCAAUGCUAUAAGCGCUGAAGACUUGCAUCAGCUCCAAAUUUGGAACAGCUCGGUGUCUCCGGCAGUGCCAAGGUUUGUCCACGACAUGAUCCACGACCAUUGUAUUUCUCAACCAGACGCAAUCGCAGUUGAUGCAUGGGAUGGCCAGCUUACUUACGGGCAACUAGAUGAGUGGUCUUCACUAGUUUCGGUGAUUCUAAGAGAGAAAGGACUACGCCCAGAAAUGUUUGUCCCCCUUUGCUUUGAAAAGUCGAAAUGGGUUGCCGUUGCCAUCCUAGCAGUCGCCAAAGGCGGCGGCGCGUUCAUUCUUCUGGAUCUCUCCCAUCCACCCCAGCGACUUGCAUGGAUAUGUAAGAAUGCGCAAGCAACAAUGAUUCUGUGCUCCAAGGACUUUUCUGCCUUAGCAGCCCAGAUAUGUGACCAACAUGUGGUCCAGGUGGAUGAAGGAAUCACCGGAGAGACCCAAUCCGUUUCACCGACAGCCUCCACACUCUAUCAAACAGGUCAGAUACUUCCCAGCAAUGCCAUUUGCGCCAUAUAUACCUCCGGAUCGUCGGGAACCCCCAAGGGAGCCGUCAUGGAGCACUCGGCCUUCGCCACUCAAAUUACCGCCCUUGGGCCGCGAUAUCAUCUAAAUCGACAAUCCCGUGUCUUCCAGUUUGCUUCCCACGCGUUUGAUGUGGCCGUUUCGGAUUACUUGUUCACUCUGGCCCUUGGCGGCUGUCUGUGUGUCCCCAAGGAAGCUGAAAGCCGGGACAGCCUAGCUGGUGCCAUGAGAGACCUUAAGGCAAAUUGGACCUUUCUGACACCAUCUGUAGCUCGGACUCUGGAUCCCCGUGCUGUGCCAGAGUUGAAGCUCUUGUUAAUUGGUGGCGAGUCCGCCAAGCCAGUAGAUUUCACCAUCUGGUCAGGCGCGGCGAGACUUAUCUACGUGUACGGUCCUGCUGAAUGCACCAUCUACACCACUCUACAGACCAACACCCUGCCUAAUGCAAAUCCCACAAAUAUUGGAUCCGGAGUGGCAGCCGCAUGCUGGCUGGUAGAUCCCAACGAUCCAGAGAAGCUCGUUCCCAUUGGGGCGGUUGGGGAGUUAUUGAUCGAGGGCCCGAUUGUUGGUCGUUGCUAUCUGGGAGAUGAAGAGCUCAGCAACUCGUCAUUCAUUUCUCCUCCAUCGUGGCUACGUGCUCUGCGGCCAGGUAAACACGGCAAGAGGCUCUAUAAAAGCGGAGACAUGUUGCGAUAUAGCCCGGUAGGAAACGGGUCGCUCGAAUUUGUCGGCCGAAGAGAUAAGCAAGUCAAGCUUCGCGGACAGAGAAUGGAGCUUGCAGAGAUCGAGCACCAGGUUACGCAGUCCUUUCCUAUGGCAACUGAUACUGUCGUGGAGCUGGUUAUACCCUCAGGCUUGGACACCCAGAAGUUGCUUGUUGCGUUCAUCUGGGACGGCGCCAAUAGUACAGAACAACGCUCAAGUCCAAACACAGGCACGCUGCCUGAAACAAACCUCUUUGUCUCUCCAGAUAGAUCUUUCGAGCUCCGAUCUUCGAGCGCAGAACUGGCCUUACGGAAAAGUUUGCCUCCUUUCAUGGUCCCUUCAUUAUUCAUUCCACUAAAGAAAUUUCCACUUGGGCCUACCGGAAAGGUCAAUAGGCGUCUUAUGAAGGAACAAGCUUGUCUGCUCUCCCGAAAGGAGCUCAGUGUCUACCAGAGCUUUCAGACAUCCGAAAAGAUACCUCCAUCUAAUGAGUCAGAAAUUUGGAUGCGCCAAGUCGUUUCUGAGGUGCUUGGUUUAUGCUCCAAUGAAGUGGGGAUGAAUGACAACUUUUUCCACCUCGGCGGCGAUUCCAUCAGUUCUAUGGUUAUUUCUGCGCGCGCGACUGAGAAUGGUCUGAGACUGACAGCUGCACAUAUCCUGGCACAUCCACGCCUUCGCGAUAUGGCCAGUGUAGCCAUGUGUGAUAACAUUGACGAUAGCUCCUCCUUUGAAGAACACCCACCACCACUACCUUUCUCGCUGCUCCAAACGAGCCAUCACCACGAGGAGUUAAUGCGGGAAGUGACGCAGCAAUGCAACACGGACAGGAGUAAUGUUGAAGACAUAUAUCCGUGCACACCACUGCAAGAAGGACUAUUCGCUCUCACAAUAAAGCAGCCUGGAGCGUACGUCUUCAAAUUCACGCUCAAACUCGCUCAACAAAUUGAUGUGGAUCGUUUUCACAACGCAUGGAACACUGUAGUGGAGGCAAACACCAUUCUCCGCACGAGAAUCGUAUGUGCCACCAGCAUGGGAGGCAGUCUGGUGCAGGCCGUCAUGCGCAAGACUAGCUACCGAAGUACACCUCUCGCAGCUGGCCAGUGCCCCGUUGGCCUAGGCGAGCCCUUGUUCUGCAUUCAAAUUUUGGCACCAGAUGAGGAAGCAAAUAGAUACCGCGCAGUCGUGACUAUUCAUCACGCUCUUUAUGAUGGUGUGUCGCUGGGGAUGAUUAUGACACAACUAUCAGCGGCCUAUUGCAAUGGUGACAGUCCAGUCUCACAGCCAUAUAGUUGCUUCAUCCGACAUUGCCUCUCAUUACCGGCAGAAGAUGAGAUCAAAAAUUUCUGGGAUGCCGAGUUGGGAAACGCCACUUGUCCUUCAUUCAAGGCAGCUUCCAUUGAUUCCUACUUGUUGCAAACUCCUAAAUACACGGAACGUCGGAUUGCUAUUCCAUCCGAUGCACAUCUCAAGUCCCCCUUGUCAGCAGCUCUCAAACUUGCAUGGGGAAUAGUCCUGUCGAGAUUCACUGGAGAAGGUGACGUUGUAUUCGGCACAGUAGUCAGCGGCCGGAUGGCGAAUUUGAGAGGCAUUGAGAAGAUCUGUGGGCCGACAAUUGCGACUCUCCCGUUUCGCAUCCGUCACGUUCCCUCAAUGAUUAUCCAGGAGGCUCUGGAUGAAGUGCAAACACGCAGCCUAGGAAUGAUUCCCUUUGAACAGACUGGGCUACAGCGAAUCCGUCAAUUCGGGUAUGCGGAUGCGUGUCGAUUUCAGAGCCUCUUGAUAAUACAAUUCUCAGAGGACGAGGAUGUUCCUGAUAGCCCCUUGUACAAAUUCAUUCAAGGAGAGCCAACUAGGACCUUUCACACCUAUCCUCUGACAAUAACUUGCAUUCCCUCAGCUGAGUCGGUCCAUGUUCGCGCGACGUUCGAUUCGGAGGUGAUCACUAUGGUCUUGGUGGAUCGACUGCUGGACCAAUACUCUCGCGUUCUCAUGCACAUUCAUACCGUGGCGUGGGAACCCGUGUCUUCCAUCCCUUCACAGAGCAUAGAUGAUGGGAGACGGAUGUGGGCCUGGAACGAGACUGUCCCUCGCAGGGAAGAUACGUGUGUACAUGAAAUCAUUACAAGCAACACUGGCAAUCAACGAGGUGCUUCUGCAGUCUGUGCGUGGGAUGGUGAUUUGACGUAUGAAGAGUUAGAGGAUAUGUCUACCAGACUCGCAGCGCACUUAAGGAACUCCGGAGUAGGCGUUGAGACAAUGGUUCCGCUUUGCUUCGAGAAAUCACGAUGGGCGGUGGUGGCCACAUUAGCCGUGCUCAAGGCUGGUGGUUCAUUUGUUCCUCUGGAUGCGUCUCAGGCCACAAGUCGAAGAGACACGAUCCUGGCUUGUAUAGAAGCAAAGGUGAUAGUUACAUCAGCGCAAUAUGCUUCAACGCUUGCUGCUGCUGAUCGUAUUAUAAUACCCGUGGAUGAUGCAAGUAUCAGGGCUUUACCCAUGGUAGCCCCCUCUCCAACGUCUGGUGGGCAGGCCUCGUCUCCAGCCUACGUAUUCUUCACGUCUGGAAGCACCGGACAGCCAAAGGGGGUCGUUGUAGACCAUGGCGCCCUCAGCACCAGUUGCCUCUCCCAUGGGUCGAAGAUGGGGUUCAACGAACAGACAAGAAUGCUUCAAUUUACAGCAUACACCUUUGACAUAAGCCUUAUGGAGAUAUUCACGACACUCAUAUACGGGGGUUGUAUUUGUGUACCCUCCGAUGCUGACAGAUUCACUGAUCUGGAGCUGAGCGCUGACACGAUGAAGGUCAAUGCCGUCUCUCUGACUGCGUCCGUGGCAAGACUUCUUGAACCACGCCGCAUCCCUUCUGUGCAAAAAAUUAUCUUUGUAGGGGAAAACGCAACUGACGAUGAUUUCAAAAGGUGGGCACACCUUCCUGAGAUAUUCGACGCAUAUGGUCCCACCGAAUGCACCAUCUUCUGCUCGAUCAACAAGGUCCAGGUCAGCCAUGGUGGUGGCUCUCAUAUCGGCAAGGCUGUCGGCUCAGUAUCUUGGGUCGUGUCUCCGGAUGAUCAUAACCAGCUGGCGCCGAUUGGAGCCGUCGGAGAACUACUUGUGGAGGGGCCAAUCCUAGCUCGAGGCUAUCUAGGCGAUGUGGAAAAAACAUCAGCGGUCUUCAUUGAGGAUCCCCCUUGGUUAGUACAGGGCAUUGCUGGUCACUCUGGCAGACGAGGUCGACUUUACAAGACUGGUGAUUUAGUGCGGUAUAACGAGGACGGUAGCUUGAUCUACUACGGGCGAAAAGACACUCAGACUAAGAUCCGUGGCCACCGUGUGGAAUUAGGCGAAGUGGAAUGUCACGUAUGCGACUGCGUGGCCGGGGUGAGCCAGGCAGUAGUGGUGGCUACUACUCCGGACGAAGGGGGUGCUGGAUCUGUGUUGGCGGCUUUCCUGUGCUUUGCUGAUGCGAAACAUUCAUCGGAACUUGAAGACGAUGUCCGUGCCGUUACAAUCCCAUGGUCGACAAAGGACACUCUGGCAGAUCGCUUGCCACCGUACAUGAUGCCCAGCAUAUAUCUUGCCAUUGGGCAGUUGCCACUCAAUACCUCUGGCAAGAUGGAUCGUCGUCGCCUUCAGCAUAUCGCCACAAAUCAUUUCCAAAGCCGGCUGGCCAAUGGAGGCAUAAACCAGACCGAGCAGCAGCAGAAUGGCCUCAGAUAUCCUCCAUCAUCUCUACCCUCAACAUUCCGUGACUCCUCGAAUGAGACGGAAAAACGGCUAAGAGAAGCUUGGGCGACGGUUCUUGGAGUCCAGAGUGAGACCAUCAGUGUCGAUGACAACUUUUAUGAUAUUGGCGGGGACUCUAUUCGAGUCAUCAGCCUUAUGAGGCUCAUCCAGAAUGAAUUUGGUGUUCAUUUGGCCUCUUCACUGAUCAACAGCCGCAAUACAACAAUUGCCAAGAUAUCCCAGUUCAUUGAUACGAAGUCAGAGGCCGCUCCGACAUUGGAUUUGGAGGGAGAGAUAGAGGCCUCAUUGUCCUCCACCUGGACAGACGUAGUUUCUCAGCCAUGGUUCAACCCAUCCAAGCUAGUUGAUGCACCGGUCAAUUUAUUUCUCACUGGCGGAACGGGGUUUCUUGGUACUCAGAUUCUGCGUUGUCUCCUAUCGUCCAAUAAAGUUGAGCGAAUUGCUACUCUUGUCCGUGCCGCCUCGCCUGGUCAAGGUUUAGAAAGGUUGAAACAGACCGCAGCCGUCGCAGGGUGGUGGAGAACUGAGUACGAAAAACGCAUCGAGGUGUGGACAGGAGAUCUCGGCCUUCCCAAACUAGGGCUGAGUGACCCCCAGUGGCAGCGGUUGUCAGGGAUGGCAGCAGUCGACAACAUCGAGGCAAUCAUUCACAAUGGCGCUGUUGUAAAUUGGAAUAUGGACUACGAUAGCCUCCGGGCACCCAAUGUGCUGUCUACUAUCGAUCUUCUCAAGACUGCAGCUAUGUCCCGUUCUUCGCGACGAUUUGUCUUUGUGUCUGGAGGUGCCAUAGCCGAAUUGGAUGUUAGCCGGGGCAAUACUGCCGCUUUUGACCAGAUAAGCAGAAGCAAUGGGUACAUUCAAAGUAAAUUUGUUGCAGAGACUAUUGUCCGUCGCUUUGUCUCUCAGCUGCCACUUUCUCAGAAUCGGUUUUCGGUCAUCAAACCGGGCAUGGUAAUCGGAACUACCGAGGAAGGGGUUGCGAACCUCGACGACUUCAUCUGGAGGGUUGUUGCCGCUGCUUCGCGGCUACAGUUGUAUCCCUUAGAGACCGAAGAAAGCUGGGUGCCAAUCACAGACGCAGGGUUUAUUGCAACACAGACUAUUGCUCAGGUCCUUUCGAACGAUAUCGACAUUUCGUCAUAUGUCAAUAUCGCCAGCAAGUUUGGCCUACGCGCUUCCGACUUUUGGGAGCAGGUAAAUUCUGAGCUGCGGCAUACAUGCGAGCCAGUCCAGUGGUCUCUCUGGGUCGAGCGAGCCCUGAACGAUACAAAUGAAGUUGGCGAAAGCCAUCCGCUUUGGCCGGUGCAGCAGUUUGUGAAGGGGAGAAAACACGGCAUUUCGAUACCAUCACCGCUCUCACCCCCAAAUAGAACGGCUCUUUGCGACGCUGUCAAAGCUAAUGUGCGCUAUCUAGCGCAAGUUGGAUAUCUCGAAUGCCGAAAAGGCAAUCAUUCGGACCCACAGCCUGGAAUUUUUAAUCGGUCUACAGCUGUCCCAGCGUUGAGCGUCCAAUCAAAAUUUCCUACUCAUAGUACGUAG